This is a messenger RNA of Zasmidium cellare ATCC 36951, 846 nucleotides long. RefSeq lists its product as uncharacterized. Bases 1 to 846 code for a protein of 281 amino acids. The record is from RefSeq and is a predicted model, not a curated record. NCBI's taxonomy places the organism in Eukaryota, Fungi, Ascomycota, Dothideomycetes, Mycosphaerellales, Mycosphaerellaceae. The transcript has a single exon.
AUGGACGGUCUUCGCGACAGUCAGCUGAGCCUACAGGCUCUGGAUAUCUUUCACGCCUGGCAUGAACAGGUGAAAGCCAGUUUGGCUUGUAAUAAUUUCGGCAACCUCGAUCUUGCUCCCAGCAGACUAGGCACUUGCCUUUCUACUCUGAAGGUGCUUUCGGUGUCUAUGACUGAUCCGGUGAUCGAAGAGCCUAAAUACAAUGUUCUUGUACCCGAGAAUGAACGACAGUGGCCCGGGCCUACAAUUUCCAGAGCCCAGAUUGUAGACGGAGGAAGCUAUACCGCCCUCCCAAAGAUGCUGGAACUGUGUCGAGGCUUAGAGGAGCUCAAAGUUGUAGCCUUCGCGCUCGAUUCCUCAGACGAAGAGCUACAAGAACUGCAAAAGACCAUGCGUCGCAAACACAUGCACCACCUUGCAUGUGCAACACCUCUCCACAAUCUACGCAAGCUGGAUCUGUCCUGUAUGCCAGUGCAAGACACCGAUAUACUCACCUUCUUCGCCAAUCAUAACGUAUCUCUCCGCGAAUUGGAAUUGACAGAAAUCAGGCUGGAAGGAUGCUUCCCAUCGGUCGUGUCAUACAUCACGGGAGACAGCAUGGCACUGGAAGGGAUUCGCCUAGAAAACAUUCACGAGUCUCACCAAUAUGUCCUUUUCCAAUGCGAUUGGGAACAUGAAGGGGUAGUUCCCGGUGACAGAGACGUCGUGAGGCGGUGGGGUCUGGAACGCAAGGCGGACAUAUCGUAUUUCCGCUGGGAAUUGGCGCUGCAUCCAUAUCCGUUGGUAUGGUAUUGGACGCUUGAAGAGCCGCCUCCGGAGGACGAGGACCAGGAGAUAGAAGAUUGA